GCCUGUAAAUAAAGUGCCUUUUCAUGUAUUUCUGAACUUGGACGGCUGUUUAAAGCUGUUGACAAUUAUUAAAUAUGUAUAACGCUAUUUUCGACAGGCAAAUGACACCACACCGCGUCUGUAUUAUAAUCUGCGAAUAAACUCUUGCUCGUGUCAAAAUCAGGAAACACACACCGUUCUUGUUAUCUGGCAGAUUAAUCCUUUUGGAAUAAUGUCCAAAACACUACAAUUUUGUAAUGGUUUUAAGGCAAAAAGCUACUGCUAAAGCUUUCUUUUGUUUUUAUCAGCAGGGUUGUUACAUUUUUAAUACACUUUAAAUCAAUCUGUCAUAAACAGGUAUUUUUGGCUUCUUUAUAUAUAGUUUAUAUAUCCAACAUAUUUAAUUAAUUAUCUCAUCUAUCCUCAAUGUACAGUAUGGGGGGGGCUCGCCAGUUCUUAAACUGGGUUUACAGGGGGGCGCGACCAUGAAAAGGUUGAGAACCACUGCUUAAAGGUAUCCUUGUUUAUUCUUCAAUAAAUUCAUACACUUUGUUGUAAUGCUAGAAGUAAAAUAUAUUAUAUGCUAUGCAAAACCAUAUAAAAAAAACAAGAUAAUAUGCAAAGAGGUCAUAUUUUUGGGUGCUUAGUUGAGCUUAAGUUAUGUGUUUCUGUUAUAAGAACACACCAGAAGCAGCACCAAUACAGUGUGUGUAUAUAUUUUUAAAACGUGAGAUACGAAUGCUUAGAAUAGUUUAUGGCUUGAGGUCGGGGGACAGAUAUUUUGUGACUCUCUUGCCAGAAUGACUCAUUCUUUGUACUGUACCUGAAGUCAUCUAUUACUGUAAAAAUAGAUGUUUGUGUCAAUGUUUCCUUUCAACAAAUUCUUAGCGAAAGUGUUGGUUUUGCUUUGUUUCCUUGUUUCUUCUCCCUGUAAUUCAUACCACAUCCUACAACCAUGUACUGUAGUUCAAAGAAAAGGGAAGGAACCUGCAGUCCAAAACAAACACAUGGUCCCACCAUGAGAACUGUGAGCUUGCAGAACCUAUCCUCCCCUCCUUUUGACGACACAUUAUAAUUAGAAAUAAGAGUUCAAAGAAUUCAAUAGAAAAUAGUUACAGCACUUUCAUAAUCUCGUCGUGAGAAGACAUAAGGUGAGAAUAUAGUAUCGCUUCACCGCUGACACUGACUCUUAAAUGGACAGUAACCUUAACAACUGAUCCAAGCUUCAGGGUUAAAGAAUAGUUGUGAAUGUAGACUUACAUUUUGGUCUGUUUCUAGAGCAGCACGAUUCUGGAUAAAUUGAGAAUCACGGUUCUUUUGUUUCAAAUCGAGAUUGCAAAUCUCUUACGAUUCUGAAUGACGACUACAUUUACUAGAGGUUCUGACAAAAAAAGUUUAUUUAGGUACGGUAAUAUUUAGAGGACAUUGCUGCAAAAUUAUUACAUAUUUCAUGGAAAAUCUAGGGUAAACUAUAGUUGUUGUUUUUUUGUUGUAGUUAUUAUUUUGUUAAUUUUUACGUUAUGGUGGGUCCAUACGACACGCAAAUUAAGUGUUUUGACCAAGUAUUUUACAUACUAAGUCCAUGCAAAGACUCGUAUUGACACAGACGUGCAUCGAUCUCGUCUUCCUCAAAGGUUGAAAAUAUUUGCAUUGCAUCACUCACGUGAAAAUAAUGAACUUUUUUCGUAAGUAAAUAAGAGCGUGCAACGUGAUUUUUCGCGUUUGGUGUGAACCCAGCAUUAGAGUUUUCUUAGUUUAAAACCUGUCCAGUUAAAAUGUGAAGCAUAAUCAGAACAAGGAAUAUAAUACAACAAGGGCAAUCAUAAGAGCAGUUUUGUAGGCUGUAUUUAUUUUAUGUUUGUUUGUUAUUUGGUGUGAGAUUAAUUUGGGCAGACUGAAGACUUGAAAACGCGUGUCUCAUGCGUGCGCGUCGGUAACUCUGCUUUAAUCCCAUUACUUCUGUAAUCAAUUUACACAGAAAUAAUGAUAGAGUGUGGUUGAAAGACUGUUUGAGAUUGCGAUCUUUUAACGAUUAAUCGUGCAGCUCUUUGGGAUUUAUUUAAUUCAUGCUUCAUGUGUUAUUAUUGUGUUCAUUUAUUUAUUUAUUUAGCUUGACAGCCCCUGCUCUUUAUGAACUUGCUUAUUAAGUCUAGUAUACACGCUUGAAACAACAUGAGACAGAACUCUUAUUUUUUUACUGAACUAUUUCUUUAACUCUGUAGUGUUACCACAGAGUUGUCAUGUCAUAACUGUUUUUCAAUCAGCAAUGGAAACUCCCCUGCUUUACACCAUAUUUUUCAGUUUGUGUAAUAGCAUGAAUUACAUUCUCUGUUGUCAUUCCCAACAACAUUUGGUAUCAGAAUUUUGUAAGAAUGAUUAUGACAUAUUAAUAGGUACAACAAUCUGGUCAACAUAAAGUUCUUUAUUUGAAGCACAAAUAUACAAGAAAGGUUGCUUACUGAAAAAGUGUUGGUGCUUAAAGUGCUUCACUGAACUGAAAUUUAAACUUAAAAUAUCUAAAGAUAAAUGGACCAGGGCUUGACAUAACCUGGGAGGUUGAUGGCUCCGUGUCAGAGCAUUGCUUUUGAUUUUCGGACGGAUCAGGGCUUAAUUUAACAAUAUUCACGAAAAAGUUCUCAAUCGCUCAUCUUCUCUCAUCAUCCGCGGCUACAUCCACUCGGUUUAACUGACGGCUGCUCACCUCUCUGUCUGACUGUAGCACACCCAUUUUCAAUCGUACACACCAGACCUUUUUAUUGUCCGUCAUUUUGACUGACAGGCUCGUAAAAAAUCCGUCAUAAUCUAUUAUCACCUGUCACUGUGGUACAAGUUGGCGUUAGGUGGUAGUUAGUAUGUUCGUGAAGUAAUCACGCUGUACUUGCGUUUUCGGAACUUGUUGUAUUUUAAUACAACUGAAUGCCCAAUAAACCUGUUGUUGUUUAUAUUAAUUUAUAUAUUUCAUCUUUUAAUGUUUAUGUUCAUAUGUGGUUAGAUCUGAGAAAACCCAACACGUGGUGCAAAUUUAUAUAGCCCUACUACAGUUUUUGAUACCAUAUUCAAGCCCUUUCCAAAUCAGUUUUUAUUUUACUCAUACCUUGUGUAUGUAACUAAAGUUAUGGCUGAGGUCGGCUGAAGCUCAACAACAACAGUCCAGUAUCACAAGUAAAAGUCACUUUACACUGGUGAGAGACUUACUCUAAUAACAAUAAAAAAACAUUUCCUAGUGUUGAAGUCUAUAAAAAUACUGUACAAAACCUUUUGAAUAAAACGAAAGUAAGGACAAUGGUGCAGGGCACACUUAAAGAACGAGAGCUCUGCCAUUAUCACUGAACAAGGAAACUAACAAAGAUUUCGGACAACAACUAAUAAGCAGUGAAGGGCGUUGUUCAUCAUGUGCAUUGUGUCUGGACUUUUGAUCAUCCCUUGUAUGUUUCGCGAUCGCGGUCUGGCUCGCAUGAGCAGUGGAGCGGGGAUAACUGCCGGUGCUGUAGACUGGGAGCUCUGUCAUCUCACGAAAACAUUGUAUAAAAAAACUUUACAUGCCAUAGUUUACACAGGACUGGCGGGAAAUGUGCAUUGAUACUCCUUCAUUCUUCAUGUUAUGAAGGUCGGCCUUCAGAUUUUUCCGUCACUGGUAAAAAAAUCUGUCAAUUACAAAGAAUUUUCGGUUAACGCGGCCUCUGGUACACACACGUACUGGAAUAUCUGAACCACGGCCAAUUAGAGUCCAACCUUCACUAUCUCUUGGUUUAGAUCACGACAUUGGCCUAAUGUGUGUCUGUGGUUGAAUCACAGGGAGACUUUCAGAGUUGCAGAGACUUUUUUUCUCCCUCGAACGUCUGGUUGCACCGGCGCGAUUUUUUUGUCGCACCAUUGAGAAAUAAGGUCGCAUUUGCGACCAAAUUGGUCGCUCUCUAGAGCCCUAGCUAUUUAGCAAUUAUUAAAUAAUAUACCAGAACCAAACCUCUUGAUCAUGUCUGAAUGUUUUAUUUAAAAAUCUAAAGUCGGCUGUAAGGAAAAGUGGCCAUUGAUUACAUAUUUUAGUAUUCAUCUAUCUGUGUGUGCAUCCUGAAAAAAGUGUUUUCUUCCGUCCUUCAGUGUCCCGAGAAAGUGUUAUGUAGUUUAUAAGGUUUCGUAAUAAAUAACUUCUGGGAUGUCAGUUGUGCUGUUGUGUGUAGCUAAAGUAGCUAGAGUAAUUGCUUUCAUAUGACUCUUUGUAGUUCAUUUUUUCUUGCUUUCUUGAUGUAUCACAGAUUUAAAGGGCCACGGGACUAUAAUAAGGUGUUGCUGGUAGGGCAAUACAUUAAAAAGGUAAAUAAAUCCAUACAGUUACAACCGUGGUGGGAUAAGAUGACACAGGUGUGACAUUUGAGGAAUCAUAUGUGAGGUGGAUACAGUAAAGCGGUCUCUCAGUUGAAAUACAGUGUAGAUAAGGGUUCAGUGUCACUCUUUUAUCGAUGUGAAACAAAGAGAGACUGGAAGUAACGCCCUGUUUUAGGGCUGUAUCUUAUAUUCCUUGUCUCGGUUACUCCUACUUCUGCUUUCCUACACAAUAAGACUCAGACUCUCUCAGAGCGAUGAGGUAUCAUGUGUAGCUGAGGUAGGCAAAGUGAUUUUUUUUCAAUCCAGUGUGACUAUUGUUAUGAAGUUAUUAGCUGUGAUAUGCGAUACAUUCAUUUACAAAGUGGGAUGUUUUUAUAAAGGGUGUGUUUUAGGGAUAUGCAAGGAAUAUUGUUUUAUUUCGAGGGUAUUAUAGGUGUCCCAGUACGGAUAGGAUUUUAAGGUCAUGGCUUUGAUUUCCAGACAUACUGGUAAAUGGAUCUAUACACUGUAAAAAUCUCAUCCUAAUGAUAGUGAAUUUGGAGUAUUUUAAAUGAGCGACAGCAUGCAGAAAUUUAGUCAUUUCCAUAAAACACACCCAGUCCAUCCCCAUAUUAGGGCUUUCCGCCUAAAUUUUCCUUUACCACCUGUCGUCAUUUAAGUCAAAGUUACUCCAGGCAACCCCAUGUGACACUAUCAACAGACACGCGCUCGCAAGUAAUUCCAAGUGCACAGUCCUCAAGUCAGUUCAUACACAAUUAAACACCUUUUUUACAGACACAAUUUAGAGAGUUCUUGUUAGCCGGCUGUAAAAGCGAAGGUAUUCAGAGAAACCUUGGAGCUCGAGCUAUAGUCUAGUGCAGCUUUUAUUAUUGUUUCACUGUAUAUGAUUAAACAAUGUUAAAAUUAUAUAUACAUCUACGCGUAAUUAAAUAUAUAUUUAUUUAUAUAUAUAUUUAAAAUAUCUAACUAUUAUCCUUGCUAAACAUGCAUUUUGUCAUUUUUUUUCUUGGAGGGAGAGAGAGAAGAAAAGAAAGAGACCUGUGAUUUCGACUGUUUGUAUGCUUUCUCUUAUAUUUAGAAUACAUUUUAGUACAAAAAGAUUUUUGAAUCAAGAAAGCGUUUAUACGCAGGUUUCACGCACAAAUUUGUGUUGAUGCAUGCUUAGUGAAAGAGACCCAUUGUUCUAUUGUAUAUUCAUAUGUAAGAUUUUCCUAAUUGAGUUUUUACAGCUCUUUUACCUACAAAUUUGAUAUGUAUUGUAUUCUAUUAUAAACAAAAUCAGGGUAAAACGAUUAUUUUUUCAAUUAAUGAGCAACAGAAGCGGCAUAUUCAUAACCAAACAGCAGAUUAAAGUUACUUAUAAGUGAAUAAAUGAAUAAAUACAAAACAUUUUACAAGCACCUGAAAUAGUUACUGACUACACAUAUGAUAAGAAUAAUUGGUCUGUAAUUAUUAUUUUAUGUCUGACAACAGAAAUCAAGCGUAUAGCGUUAGUUCUGGCCAGUCACGUGAGUCAAGCUUGCAUCAGCUGAUCCUCCUUUACCCAGAAAUAUGACACAAUCACAGCUUCCGUUUUCAAUUAAUUUAGCUUAAUACCAGUUUAUUGCAUUGUUCAGGAGCAAUUUACCCUCCUCCAUCCCCAGCUCCACAUCACAUUUACAAUCAGAGCUUAACUUCUAUUAUUCCUUUUCAUAAGUCUCAACUACACUUUAAUGAUGUGUUACACUGUUCUGUUUACCCUAAGGGGGUUAUUGAUACGCUGUUAAGGCCAUUGAACUUUGUGUCCGAAAUUUCCGCACGUUAAAACAUAUAUAUGACCUCACGUUGUGUAAAUCACAUUUGCACAUUGCCUCCGAUGUUUUCGUCCGUCAUAAAAAAAACGGACUGGGUUCGAUUUUCUGCGUUUUUUUGCAUCUGUAGCAAGCAUUUUGAGAGGCGUUCUCUGAGCAGAGAUACAGUACAAACGAGCGGCAAAUACAAAAAAACGCAUACGAAAUUUUCGGAAUGUAUGUGCAAAGACUUUAUUCAAGCUGGCUGCAUGGAUGGGCAGGGUGUUUUGCCCAGAACAGAACCAUACAACCAAUCUAAACUGUAUGAUAGUUGUCCAUCAUAUUUGACGGUAGUAAACCUGACAGAAACAUUAAAUAUGUAAACAACUUCAACUUUAAUGAGUAUUCAGUUGUAUUACUACACAGUAGAGAGUAAACGCAUGUACAUAGCAAUGAUGUCACAAACAUGCUAAUUAGCACGUAACAUCACCCCAUAGUGACGGGUAAAAAUAGAUUGACAGAUUUUUACGAGCCUGUCCGUCAUAGCACAACCCUGUGUCCCACAGAUCAUGUUUUUCAUUACCCUUAUUUCCAUAUAACAACAAUUUGCAUAGUGUGUACUCAACUCAAAUGUGAAAAGGGAGUAUGCAGAAUCUCCUGACGUUCAUUGAGUUUCUGUGGUCAUUCGGAAACCGUUACGCUUUGAAUUAAAACAGAAAUGCAGUCUUACUCUGGCAAGCCCAGUAUAAUAUUGUGUUCAUUUCAUCAAGUAUUUUGUUCACCAUGUGGCAUGUAGAACUACAUUAAUCAAAUGCUUAAGUCUGUUGAUAAAUGUGAAGUCAAUGCAGAACAGAAGUGCCUUAUUUCUUUAAAUAAAGGGAUAGUUCAUUCAAAAAUGAAAAAUUUCGUUUAGUUUUUGGUGAACUGUCUAUCCCUUUAAUUGAAGUGGCCUGAAUAAUUUGAUUCACUUAUUCUAAUAAACCUAAUCUGUAACCUUAAAACCCCUUUUUCUUGCUCUUAUUUACAGAAUUACGUUUUCCAAGAAAUAGACCACCUUGGUUAACUUUAGUUACAAAAAUCUUUUUACAAAGAUCUUCAUUUAAAUUCACUGUGCACAGUCAGAUGCAGAAAAUAAAAUCAGACUUUAUUUUUGAAAGGAUUUCCUGGUUCAUUUUUUCAGAUUUGUUUUUAUAAAGUCCCCCACUGUGCCCCCAUUGUGGCCAUGCCCCACCUGUUGAACAAUGAAACUUCCUUUAGUUCCAAGCAAGAGCUUUUGGUCCUACAAGACAGCCCCCUGGGACCCAAUCCAGACAGCCCCAUGGGGUCCCAGGGCUCUGGUCCAGAUUUCCCAUGUGGAGAUGUCAACGUCGUGAUCAACAAGACGAACAAGCUCGGGCUUGAUCUCGCAGAGUCGCCCCUCGGGGUGCAGUUCGUCCCAACGGAGUCGGAGAAUCUGUGUGGAUGGGGAGCGCUGACCCCACAGUGUAUGCAGACAUUCAACACCCCCCGCUGGGUUCUGUUCUUCCUCUGCGUAGCGUCCUUCCUUCAGGGCAUGAUCAUCAAUGGCUUUAUCAACACUGUCAUCACUUCUAUCGAAAGACGCUUCGACCUGCGCAGCUACCAGGCCGGACUCAUCGCAAGCUCCUACGACAUCGCUGCUUGUUUGUGCCUGACGUUCGUAAGCUACUUCGGCGGUACAGGCCAUAAGCCAAGAUGGCUGGGCUGGGGUGUGCUGAUCCUGGCACUGGGGUCUUUGGUUUUUGCCUUGCCCCAUUUCACCACACCAGCCUAUCAGGUGAGAGUUUCAGAGCACAUGGGACUUUGCUCAGCCAAUCACACAGAGACUUGUGUCGGCGAGGAAGGAGGACUCUCAGCGUACCGCUUUGUCUUUAUGUUGGGACAGUUUCUUCACGGGAUGGGCGCUACCCCUUUAUACACGCUUGGGGUGACCUACCUCGACGAGAAUGUCAAGUCUAACUAUGCACCUGUGUAUAUAGGGAUCUUUUACACAGCCGCUAUUGUGGGACCCGCAGCCGGAUACCUGCUUGGUGGAAUCUUUCUCAACAUUUACACAGAGAUUGACCAAACGACAGAACUGACCCCUGAGAACCCACUGUGGGUGGGGGCCUGGUGGAUAGGUUUCCUAGCAGGAGGGGCAGCAGCUCUGCUUAUUGCCCUGCCUAUACUUGGAUACCCAAGCCAGCUACCAGGCUCUCAAAAAUAUGUGGCCAUGCGCGUCUCAGAGGCUCACCAGCUAAAAGAUGGCAGCCAGGUCACAGCGUCUGAUCCUCAGUUUGGAAAAACAGUGAAGGACCUGCCCAGGUCUAUGCUGUUUCUUUUUAAGAACCCCACUUUCAUCUUUCUGUGUCUGGCCGGAGCCACAGAGGCCACACUCAUAGCCGGGAUGUCCACGUUUGGCCCCAAAUUUCUAGAGUCUCAGUUUAGUCUCAGUGCAUCAGAAGCAGCUACCUGGUUCGGCUACAUGGUGGUGCCAGCUGGUGGAGGUGGCACCUUAUUGGGUGGCUACAUUGUAAAGAAGCUAAACCUCCGUUGCAGAGGAAUCAUCCGUUACUGCAUGCUGUGUGCGCUGGUCAGUCUGAUGGCCAUCUUCGCCUUUCUCUUGCACUGUCCUAAUGUGCCCAUGGCUGGUGUGACGGCGCCAUAUAACAGCAACUCACCACAGAACCAUUACAGCGCCCCCUACCUGCAGACAGAAAGCCACAACAACAGUCUCUCAGCGCAGGGGAACCUGACCGGGGGCUGUAACAUGGGCUGUCAGUGUGCUAAGGAGCUCUUUAACCCUGUGUGUGGUGCAGAUGGAGUAAUGUAUUUCUCUCCGUGUCACGCUGGCUGCAGCUCCAUCAACCACACGUACCGCCCCGGAGAUCGACAGGUGUUCUCUGGCUGUAGCUGUGUAGUAGGGAACGUUUCAUGGGGUGAGGAGGGUUUCGCUGAAGAAGGAAAGUGUGUGUCGUCCUGCAGUCACAUGCCCACAUUCCUCGUCUUCCUCUUCGUCACCAUCUUCUUCACAUUUCUUUGCAGUGUCCCUGCACUCACUGCCACACUCAGGUGUGUUCCUGACCGUCAGAAAUCAUUUGGACUUGGAAUCCAGUGGAUAGUUGUAAGGACACUAGGUGGGAUCCCGGGCCCCAUAGCGUUUGGUUCAGUCAUCGACAACUCUUGCCUUCUGUGGGAGGAGAAGUGCGGGGAAUACGGGUCAUGUUAUUUGUACCAUAAUUCAGCCAUGAGUCAAUACUCGCUCAUCGCAGGCAUCAUCUACAAGGUCUUAGGCACUCUGUUCUUUCUGCUGGCCAGCGUUCUUUAUCAACCUCCUCCUGAGUCUCCUCAGAGCAGCUGCGAGAGCACAGACGCAGGUGGGCAUGACAGCAGGGGAGGGACCAAAGAACUGCCAAUCAAACACCGCCCCACUGAGAUCAUCGCAAACCCACACGCCAAGUUAUGACCUCUGUGUGUGUCAACACCAUAUCUGCUUAUUGUUCACUUUCACUCUGGCUGUCUUUACAUUUGUAGGACAUUCAGUUGUGUUGUACACUAGACCAAAACCAAAAGGAACCGAUUGAAACACUACAUAAAUUGAUAUUUUGAAGCACAUGGUUCUAAUUUGAGAGCAAUGUGCGAGUUAAUUCUUUUUGAAAAUAACCUAAAUGGAAAGUGGCAGACUAUCUUGUGUUUUUUAGAAAAAAGCCAUAGAUGACACAGAAAAGAGCACUUACUACAGUAUAUAAAACGGUAUAUAUAGUAAUAUAUAAAAACACAAAAAUGACAAAACAGGACUCGAAUGCCAGUCGGUGACACAGAGAGAUGAUACAAGAGUUACAAACUGUGCCUUUUAGCAUCAUAGUUUUGCAUCAUUUGGCACAAUUACAAAUUACACAAUUUACAUGUGUUCUACAUUAAACUCUUUAAAUUGCACUUUACUGAUGGAUAUGUACAUUUUAACCGUGUAGUAAACAAGGUGCCAUUACAAACAGUUUUGUACUCAAUAUCAUGGCACACAGUUCUGAUUCACAUUCCACCACCACAUAAAAGCAUUUAGUCAUUAUUUUGUGUUCGUCGUAUUUGAAUAAAUGUUGAUUUAUCACUAAAAUGUGCCAAAUUACUGCAGCUCAGUACAGAGCGGGACAGAGAGUCUUUAUAAUGUCAGAUCACACAGAAAAGCAAAUGAGAUAUGGAGAGUUUCGAAAACAUCUGUAAAACUAUAGCAUGUCAAGACCUAUUUUUGAUUUAAAAAUGCAAAUAUUUACUAUCCAGGAUGAUAUAUUUCUGUAAAGCACUACACCCUAAGAUUACAUAGAAAAAUAUUCAUUGUGUCUUGGAGAUUUUCAACUGCAUUUUGAAAAAAGGAAACGGUAAGACCAUUCAAUUAUUAUUAAAAUAACAGAGCACAUGGCUUUUUAUUUUAUAUGUAGCAGGGGUUUGAAUUAUCAAGCUGCCAAAGUCCAAAUAUAUAGAAAACAGAACUAAUAUUUACUUAAGAUGUAAUUAGCUAGUUCCACAAUGGUAUUUUACUUUUAAGUUUUUUAUUUAUUAAAUCCAAUCAUUUAAAUUUGCGAUUGUGUAUUUAUCAGUGUAUUUAUCAGUUGUAAUUUAUUGCUGUUUGACCUUCCCUAAUGUGAGAGAUCUCUGAAAAAAAUCUAUUGACUCUCAUGACAAACUAUGAAUUUAUAACAACGCACUUAAAAUUGAUUUUGCACAAUGAACAUGCAAGACUGAUGUGACAUGUAAUUGUAUUUGUGUGCUGUAUUAUUCUAAUGACUGAAAGAAGUGAAAGAAAAGUGACUGUUUUGUCUCAGAAAGAAUAGUGAGUGAGCCGUUAUUGUCUUUAUUGAUAUUUGUUCAGAUUUUUUGGCACUGUGUCUAAUCACAAUAUAAUUCGUUUUUUGUACUUUUUUGUCAAGUACUUUAAUAUGCAAAAGUUUCAAUAAAAGCAAAAAA
Triplophysa dalaica is the source of this 11027-nucleotide messenger RNA. RefSeq names its product solute carrier organic anion transporter family, member 4A1 (gene slco4a1). Gene Ontology annotation, cellular component: membrane. The record is from RefSeq and is a predicted model, not a curated record. The transcript is spliced from 11 exons. Gene Ontology annotation, molecular function: protein binding. Gene Ontology annotation, biological process: sodium-independent organic anion transport; transmembrane transport. Lineage: Eukaryota; Metazoa; Chordata; Actinopteri; Cypriniformes; Nemacheilidae. Bases 7294 to 9534 code for a protein of 746 amino acids.